AUCAACCUGAAGAACAAUCCAUAAUGCAAUUAAGCAAAUCCGAAAAUGAAUCACAUCAACCCAAGCCCUUCGAGUUUGAUUGUUUAAUUGAUGUUAAAAAAUUUUGCGAAACACCUCGAGAAUUAAUUGCAGUGUCAAAUAAUAAACUUAUCGCAAUACAAUCACACACCGGAAUAAUUGAUGAUCAUUUAUGGGUUCAAGAGGUUUCUAAAAAGCAAUGGAUCAAAUAUUUACGAGAGGAAUUAAAUGUUUAUAAUGAAAUAAGAGUUUUACCUAAAAAAUCUCAAAUAGAGGAGGUUUUGAAAAAAUUUAUAGACAAUAGCUCGAUAAGUGAGAUGAAUGAAACACAAUCAUGUAAAGGUUCAUUAGUAAAAUGGGAAGUAUAUGGAAAUAAAAGAAUUAUAAAAGCUUUUUUGAAAAAGUCUGAUUUGGAAUCUGUAGAAUAUAAUUUAAAAUUAAAUAAUCGAAUUUAUUAUACAGGUGGAAGUUUAGAUUUGUAUAUUUAUACUUAUAAAGUACAAAAUAAUAAUUGGGAUGAUACUAUUGAAAUACCAUUUCUUCCUAAAAUGCUAUUAAAAAUUGUAAAUUUAUAUAAAGAUAAAAAUGAGUUAUCUCAAAAAUUCGAAAAUAUUACAAAAGAGAUAAUUCAAAAAUUAACAAAUGAUGAAAAAAAGGAAAUUCAAAAAUUAGAUAAUGAAAAGAUAAUUCAUGAACUAAAAAAAAAUUUAUUAAAAGAGAUAGAUAGGUUAGAAAAUUAA
Racocetra fulgida is the source of this 758-nucleotide messenger RNA. Lineage: Eukaryota; Fungi; Glomeromycota; Glomeromycetes; Diversisporales; Gigasporaceae. The record is from the annotation of a GenBank genome assembly.